Colletotrichum scovillei is the source of this 2841-nucleotide messenger RNA. Its product is annotated as urease. Gene Ontology annotation, molecular function: nickel cation binding; urease activity. The transcript has 5 exons. Gene Ontology annotation, cellular component: urease complex. Gene Ontology annotation, biological process: urea catabolic process. The coding region runs from base 78 to 2585 and encodes 835 amino acids. The record is from RefSeq and is a predicted model, not a curated record. NCBI's taxonomy places the organism in Eukaryota, Fungi, Ascomycota, Sordariomycetes, Glomerellales, Glomerellaceae.
UUUUUCUUUCACCAACACCUACAGCUGCUCAUGAAGACGGGUUUCUCUGGCCGAGAGUUACCAACAAUCUUGCCAGGAUGCAUCUCGUUCCCAAGGAGCUCGAUAAGCUCGUCAUCUCUCAAUUAGGCUCCCUGGCUCAGCGGCGGCUUGCCCGGGGCGUCAAAUUGAACCACUCUGAAGCAACGGCACUCAUCGCCAGCAACUUGCAAGAGCUCAUCCGCGAUGGUAACCACACCGUGGCCGAUCUCAUGAGCUUGGGUGCCACCAUGCUGGGGAGGAGGCAUGUGCUCCCCACAGUCUGCAGUACCCUUCAUGAGAUCCAGGUCGAGGGCACCUUUCCCUCAGGGACCUAUCUCGUGACUGUCCACAAUCCCAUCGCAACGGACGAUGGUGACCUGGCGCGCGCCUUAUACGGCAGCUUUCUCCCCGUGCCUAGCAAUGACCUCUUCUCGAUGCCCGAAGUCGCGGCGUACGAGCCCAAGAAGGCGCCCGGCGCCGUCGUCACCGCGGUGCGCAAGGUCGCGCUCAAUGAGAAGCGCAACCGCAUCAGGCUCAAGGUGAAGAGCAAGGGGGACCGCCCCAUCCAGGUCGGCUCACACUACCACUUCAUCGAGACAAACCCGCAGCUCGAGUUUGACCGCGAGAAGUCGUACGGCUACCGGUUGGACAUCCCCGCCGGAACCUCGGUGCGUUUCGAGCCCGGUGAUGUGAAGACGGUGACGCUCGUCGAGAUUGGAGGCCACAAGGUCAUCCGCGGCGGCAACAAGCUCGCCUCGGGCGGCGUCGAGCUCUGGCGCGCAAAGGAGAUUGUGGAGAAGCUUCAGCUGGCCGGGUUCGCCCAUGCGCCGGAGCCCGAAGCCAUCAUGAACUUUGCCGAGGUCUACCAGAUGGAGAGGGCGGCGUACGCGACAAUGUUCGGUCCCACCGUGGACGACCUGGUCCGACUCGGCACCACGGAUCUCUGGAUCAAGGUGGAGAAGGACUUCACCGUAUACGGCGACGAGUGUAAGUUUGGCGGCGGCAAGACGUUGAGAGAAGGUAUGGGCCAGGCAACGGGCCGGCCGGACUCGGAAUCUCUGGAUAUGGUCGUCACCAACGCCCUCAUUGUUGACUGGACGGGCAUCUACAAGGCCGACAUUGGUGUGAAAGACGGUAUGAUUGUUGCUAUCGGGAAGGCGGGUAAUCCGGAUGUCAUGGACGGCGUGACCCCGAACAUGAUUGUCGGUAGCUGUACAGAUGUCGUCGCUGGCGAAGGCAAGAUUAUCACCGCCGGCGGCAUUGACACUCACAUCCACUUCAUCUGCCCGCAACAGGCAAACGAGGCCGUCGCUUCAGGUAUCACCACCAUGCUUGGAGGUGGUACGGGACCAAGUGCCGGCACGAGCGCCACAACCUGUACGCCCGGCAAGAACUACAUGCGCGAGAUGCUUCAGGCCUGCGACACAUUGCCCCUGAACAUUGGCAUAACGGGCAAGGGCAACGACUCGGCGCCUGAGGCCCUGCGCGACCAGGUCAUCGCCGGCGCCUGCGGCCUCAAGCUUCACGAGGACUGGGGCACCACGCCCGCGGCCAUUGAUACGUGCCUCAGUGUCUGCGACGAGCUGGACGUGCAGUGCCUCAUCCACACCGACACGCUCAACGAGUCCGGGUUCGUCGAGUCCACCAUCAACGCCUUUGCCGGGCGCACGAUUCACACCUACCACACGGAGGGCGCCGGUGGUGGCCACGCCCCCGACAUUAUCUCCGUCGUCGAGCACCCCAACGUCCUGCCGUCGUCGACGAACCCGACCCGGCCCUACACCCGCAACACACUGGACGAGCACCUCGACAUGCUCAUGGUCUGCCACCACCUCUCCAAGAACAUCCCCGAGGACGUCGCCUUUGCCGAGUCGCGCAUCCGCGCCGAGACCAUCGCCGCCGAGGACGUGCUCCACGAUCUCGGCGCUAUCAGCAUGAUGUCGUCCGACUCGCAGGCCAUGGGCCGCUGCGGCGAGGUCGUCCUCCGCACCUGGAACACGGCGCACAAGAACAAGGUCCAGCGCGGGUUCCUGCCCGAGGACGAGGGCACGGGCGCCGACAACUUUCGCGUCAAGCGCUACGUGAGUAAGUACACUAUCAACCCGGCUGUCGCGCAGGGCUUCGGUCAUCUGGUGGGUAGUAUCGAGGUCGGCAAGCUUGCGGACCUGGUUGUCUGGGACCCGGCGUGGUUCGGCACGAAGCCCAACCUGGUUAUCAAGAGCGGUCUCAUCGCGUCCGCGCAGAUGGGCGACCCCAACGCCUCCAUCCCGACAGUCCAACCCAUUAUCGCGCGCCCCAUGUUCGCGCCCCUCGUGCCGGCCUCAUCGGUGCUCUUCGUCUCGGCCGCCUCCAUCGCCUCGGGCGCCAUCGCGUCGUACGGCCUCCGGAAGCGCGUCGAGGCCGUCAAGGGGUGCCGCACUGUCGGCAAGAAGGAUAUGCGGUUCAACGACAGCAUGCCAAGGAUGAGGGUCGACCCGGAGAGCUACACCGUCGAGGCGGACGGCGAGGUGUGUACCGCCGAGCCGUCUGAUACGCUUCCCUUGACGCAGGCGUUUUACGUCUACUAAGCGUUAUGAUGAUGAUGAUGAUGGCGGCGGCGGACUCUUCUGGUGUUGAUGGGAUGGACAUCAGGAUGGGUGUUUGAGAGGUUCGGCGUUGAUGAGAAGAUGAAAGUAUGAUGAGAGGGCACGUCGUAGUGAGGGGGAAGGGAAGGAACAUUUCAAAGCAUAGCGGCAUUACGGGCGGGUAGUUGGGAUGGGGAUAUUGGGGUGCUUAUUAUUAAUGACACAUGAGAGAAGCUACCUUACCUUAUGAAAGGGUUCC